Molecule: messenger RNA, 699 nt
Organism: Xyrauchen texanus (razorback sucker)
Lineage: Eukaryota; Metazoa; Chordata; Actinopteri; Cypriniformes; Catostomidae
Product: phosphatidylinositol N-acetylglucosaminyltransferase subunit Y
Exons: 2
Coding region: 288-503 (71 amino acids)
Source: RefSeq, a predicted model, not a curated record
AAAACUAGUGUCACACCGGAACCAUCUUACUAAUAAUGCAAAGUUGCAGGGACAUAUUUACUGACGGGCCGUGCUCAGCGCUUCCGGAUCACUGUUAGCAGUCAUCAACAACAACAGCAGGUACAAUGAAAAGUGCAAUGAACUAAAACGAAGAGCUUGGAGUUGUGUAUCCCAUUUUUGAUGGUAUUCAUAGCAUGAUUCGACAAGCUGCGCAAUGAUCCAGAAAACCAAAGCAUCUGAAAAACCAAUUGAAUCCUGAAGUUCAUCACCAUUGGUUUUCUGCUGCAAUGUUUUUCUCCCUGUCUACAGUGACUGUUCUUAUUCCACUGAUAUCAUUGUCUGGACUUUUUUACUCCGCAAGCAUGGAUGAAAAUUUCCCACAAGGCUGCACAAGUACAAACAGUAUAUGUUUUUACAGUCUGCUGUUGCCAGUAACUAUUCCUGUGUAUGUUUUCUUUCACUUGUGGAAGUGGAUGGGAAUCAAGCUGUUUAGACACAAUUAGAUUAUGGAUUUAAAUAGUAGAGACACUUCUUCUUAUAACAUAGACUACUUUAAUUUGUCAUCUAAACAAUACUUGUUAACAAAAUACACAUUUUUGUGUUUAUGCUUAUUCAAAGUACACUGUAAAAUUAUAAUUUAGAAGUUGAACUCUAAUAGUGAAACUAUGUAAACAAUGUAAAAUGCAGAUAUAUUAAACA